UCAGCCCUUUUUCUAUUACUUUCUAGCUCUAAAUCAAACUAAAAAUGGCAGCUGAUUCGUGCAGUAUCUCAAAAGACAAAGUCUGGGUUGACAAAUCAUCCUAUGACAAAGCUGAAUGCCUGUAUCAAGAGAAACUAGGAAAGGAUGUACUACCUCAGAAACCUUUGACAGGGGAUGAUUCACCUCUUGGUGUCACCAACUCUACCAAAAAAUCCAAAAAAUCUACCAAUAAACAAAACAGUAUUACGACAAGUAAUAAUGACUCCAAUAACUCCGAAACAAUCAAAAGUAGUAAAAAGAAAAAUAAGAAGAAGGAGGCUAAAGUUGCCGAACCGCUUCUUGAUACCGUCGCGAUUAAAAUCGAAGAGUCAGAAAUAUCGCAGGGAAGCGUUAAUGAAACGCCUACCACUAGUAAUAAGAAGCUGAAGGCCAAAGAGGCUAAAGAGGAAAAAAAUAAAGCUGAUAAAAAACAGAAAAAUUCAGAUCAGGAUAAGCCUGCGAUUGUUAUUCAAGAGAAUAAAGGUCAAGAGACCAACCAGGGAGGCCAGUUUUCUGCAGGAAGCUUAGCCAGUGAGGUUGCCAAGGCUCGUGCUCACAUCAAACAGUCCCUGCAGUGUAUGGAUGGUAUUGCUGCACUAGCUGGACUUGAUAGUGAUUUCUCAACGCGGGUUGUUACUAUCGAAAAGCAAAACCAGGAUCUCAGAAACA
Copidosoma floridanum is the source of this 708-nucleotide messenger RNA. RefSeq names its product elongation factor 1-delta (gene eEF1delta). Gene Ontology annotation, cellular component: cytosol; eukaryotic translation elongation factor 1 complex. NCBI's taxonomy places the organism in Eukaryota, Metazoa, Arthropoda, Insecta, Hymenoptera, Encyrtidae. Gene Ontology annotation, molecular function: translation elongation factor activity; guanyl-nucleotide exchange factor activity. The record is from RefSeq and is a predicted model, not a curated record. Gene Ontology annotation, biological process: translational elongation.